Molecule: messenger RNA, 3241 nt
Organism: Centrocercus urophasianus (Greater sage-grouse)
Lineage: Eukaryota; Metazoa; Chordata; Aves; Galliformes; Phasianidae
Gene: LACC1
Product: laccase domain containing 1
Exons: 6
Coding region: 212-1528 (438 amino acids)
Molecular function (GO): copper ion binding
Source: RefSeq, a predicted model, not a curated record
AGCAACUGAGCAGAGUCUCAUCAUGAAGAAGAAAUACAGGUUCCCAUUCCAAUCUUACCUAGAAUAGGAAUUUCCACUUUGUGCAAAUCAGCUGCAGGACUGACUGUGAGAUGUAAUAUAUAUAAAGCUGGCAAUGUGUGCUUACAUCAGAUGAUAACUUUCAAGAGGUUGAAAGAACUUCCUGCCUGUGAAUUUUUAAGCAGCCAGGAAUAUGGUGGAAGCAGUACUGAUUGAUCUGUUCAGCCUGCCAGCCAACUUACACAGUGACAUUCAAGGAGUACUGCAUAACACCCUGGAAACUAUUGAGAAGUGCUCUUCCACUCCUGCUCCAUUUGUGUAUGUCAUGUGCUGCCAGAUGCCAGAGAGUGAAAGGAAAGGUGAACAAGAAUCCUUGUUUCCAGCUCUGAGAGAUUUCCAGAGUAUGAAGGAAGGACUUGAGGUGGUAUGUGCUCAGACUACAGCUGCUGUGUUGUACACCAUCAAACAAAUACUUGAUGAAAAGGACUUAAGCAUCAUUAAAGUUAUUCUCCCCACCCUAAGGAAAGAAUCAGUGAAAGUAUAUAUAGACCAUCUCUUUACUGCAGUCUACCAGUUUGAAUUUGAGGAUUUAAACGUGGCAACUGAUUGUAAUAACCUGCAGACGAUUGGACCAAAGAGUGAAGAGCAAACAGUUUCUACACAGGAUGUGGCACUCAUCCGAAGUGAGAUUCAGAUGCACUUGGAAAGCCUGCCAAGCCUGAAAGGGGAGCUCACCAUCCUCAAAUCUUCCCUAAUUCCAGAUGACAUCUUCCUACAUGGAUUCACCACAAGGACAGGUGGGAUCUCCUACAUACCAACUCUAAGCUCCUGCAAUCUUUUCAGCAGUUCUAAGCGGAGGGAUCCACAAGCUGUUGUUAAAGAAAACCUCCGCAGGCUUGCUAAUGCUGCGGGAUUUAAUCCAGAGAACUUUCACAGAGUCAAGACUGAUCAUGCUAACGCUGUGUAUGUAAUGGGAAAGACAGAGCCUGACAGCUAUGAUGGAAUAGUUACAAAUCAGAAAGGUGUUACAAUAGCAGCUCCAGGGGCUGAUUGCAUACCAUUGCUGUUUGCUGAUCCUGUCAGAAAAGUCUGUGGUGCUGCUCAUUCUGGAUGGAAAGGCACACUGUUAGGAGUUUCCAUGGCCACAGUAAACGCUAUGGUAUCUGAAUACAGAUGUAAUGUGAAAGAUAUCCUUGUGGUCCUGGGUCCAUCUGUAGGACCUUGCUGCUAUAAACUUCCUCGUGAAUCAGCUGAAGAGUUUCACAGAAUUGAUCCAAAGUGUGUGCGACAGUUUGACUCUGCAGCUCCAUAUGUUGAUAUUAGAAGAGCAACACGGAUUCUUCUGGAGAGUGGUGGCAUUCUUCCUGAGAACAUCCAAGAUGAUUCUGUCACAGACCAGAACCAAAACAUCACUUUCUGUACUGCAUGCCACCCUGAUAAAUUUUAUUCUCACUUUCGUGAUGGCACUAACUUUGGUACACAGAUUGGUUUCAUAUCAAUCAAAGACUGACAGAGUACCCCAUAAUAUGAAGUAUUAUUUAGACAGUAAGUCUGGUUGCCUUGUGCUCUCCUCACAGAAUUUCUUCCUUCUUUGUUUCAUGAACUUGCAAUGGGAAGUACAAAGCACUUGAGAUUCUCCUGCUUCUUCCCUUCCCUGCCAUUCUGAGGAAAGAAGAGCUGCCUUGUGUAAGGAGCCAAUAAUUCAAAAGGAAACAAGGACAAUCCACAACAGUAAUGAAGCACUUCUGUAAUGCCAGGUGCACGUUCCCAGCCAGAUGCAAGCCUCUAUUAUCUUGCCCUCUUGACCAAAUAUUUCCCAUAAACUUCAUUAUCUUAAGGUAGUAAAAACACACACAAAAAAGCCACUACAGUCUUAAUUAGCACCUGGAUUAGUCUUCUGAAUUAAUUUAAAGUUGACAUUAAUAAUGAAGAAAAGGAAACCUGUAUUAACUCUUUGGGUUACACCCCAGUGUAGUAAUUUCAGCAAAAGGUUCACAUUAUGAAAUUGUGUGCCUGGGAUUGUUUCUGUUUGGAUUAGUUUAAGGAAGUGCUCCAAGGUACUUAAAGAAAAUAAUGUGAAGGUAGGACAGAAGCAAGAUCCCUCGGGAAAGAUACUGCAAACAUAUUAAUGUUUCAUUUAUUGUGUUCCAAAUGAAUAACAAUUUCGUGAUAUUCAUUUGAACACUCUUUAGUUGUGAAAAAAACCGAACAACUAAGACUUAAUAUAAGCUAGAUAAGAUAGCAUCUAUGUUCAUGUUUCCUAAGGAUUUUUUCUUUAAAUCAGUCGUGCUCUGCUAAUGUUCACUUAGAUAGUUCUGUAGUGCCAAGUUAUUUAAUAAAUAUAAAAAAAAAUGAGAGAGAAUAUAGCCUCAGUUAAUUUUCCAGCAGUUGGCACGCUUAUGUUCCUAAUAAAUUCCAAGUGUGCACCGUUUUCUUAUGGCCAUAGAAAAUUUGCCUCCAGAUGUUGCAAACAGAUGUCGAAAGACCAGGUUGCAUAGGGGGCUUUGAACAACCUGGUGUAGUGGGAGGUGUCCCUGCUUAUGGCAGUCGGGUUGCAACUGGAUGGGCUUUAAGAUCCAUUCCAACCCAAACCAUUCUCUAAUACUAUGCUUCUGUGUGAUAGUUUUUGACGCGAACAGUGAAACUUCCCACUCUUUUAAAGUUCGGUUGUGUUUUGUCCACUAGAGGUCAGUGCUCGCUCACUUUGCUCUUCCAUCCUUGGCUGCUGUGUAUAUUUGGGUUUUCAAACAGAAUUUUGUAAAGCACUGAGGAGCACUUUUGCCUGUGUCAUCAUCUGCCAUGUUAUUCCGAUAUAGGUGCUUGAAGAGCGAUCUGUUUUUCAUUUUGUCGGGCUGUGAUUCAGAACUGACAAAAUUGAAAGUUUCCUUGUCCUCUGCUAGAAUAGAUAUUUUAAAAGCUUUUAUUUUACUUUUGAAUGGCACUUGUUAGAGAAAGACUUGGUACUGAGUAUGUUGCCUUCCGACUAUAACUAAAUACUAAAAAUAUUUCCUCCAAUUCUCCUACUUUAUUAGAAAUAUUAUCUGCCUUCUGCUGUAGUACCACAGUUUCAAUUCAGAAUAAAGGUCCAGUUACCUCUUAAAAAUCUCACCAUGAUUUUCAUCAUUCUUGGUUUCUGUAAAUUCACUGUGGUGAUGUUCACAGCUGGGGUCAGACUGGAUGUUCAAGAUCCAGGAGGAACAACGCUCUGCAAGCUUAAAGCUAC